Messenger RNA from Caenorhabditis auriculariae, 7675 nucleotides. Lineage: Eukaryota; Metazoa; Nematoda; Chromadorea; Rhabditida; Rhabditidae. The record is from the annotation of a GenBank genome assembly.
AUGACGGCUCGGCCUCCGGAUGCCGUGCUCUGCGAAUGCAGUAUUCUCGCUGCUCGCCGUCCUUCCACACGUCGGAUCGUGGGAGAAAAGAAAGCUCGCGUUCCUCGCAACUCGUCGCAACAGCGAUUUCGCCGUUUCAUAGAGAGCAUCGUUAGGAAAGUCUUCGACAGUCAGCGAAAGGCCCCAAAAGAUGUAAGUUUUCCCAAAAAUCCGGAAAAAUGAGCUGUGCUUUUGAUUUUUUAUAGUAUAAGCUUGAUCUCAACAUCUUUUCGAACAUUUCAUUGCAAAUGAACACAGAAAAAAAGUAUUCAACAAACAACAAAUAGUGAAAAUAAAAGCAAUGUGCUCGCAGAUUCUAGAUGCCGACCAGCUUCAUCAAGAUUAAUCUUCAAGUUUUUAAAGUUGAACCCAGUUUUAAUAAAUCAUUUUUUUCGAUUCAACUAAGGAUUCUUCAUUCAAAUCUGACGGCGUAAAAGAAAACUCAUGAGUUAGUAUCAUUUUUUAAGACACUAAUUUUUUGAUUUUUUUUUCCUUGUGCCAGAUGAAGAGCAUGCUUCAUCGAAACUUUAUUUUGAUAUCGAAAAAAAUCGGAAUUAUAAAUAGAAAUCUGAUUGAACGAAAGUUUUUUUCUCACUUUUCAACUUUCUACAAGUACUUUUUUUGUACUUUUUAUUAUAAUAAUGAUUUAAAUUGUUUUUUUGUCGCUUUGGCUCAUUAAACCACGAAGUUCCACGUUUGAAAAAUUAUUUCGAUGCUUUUUCCGCAUGAAUAAACUUGGCCAAGAAUUUAAUUGGGUUAUUAAAAGAAUAUGAAAUCCUCCUCUUUAAGAUUUUUCUAUUUUAUUCCAGCACUUUGAAAGAAAAAAAUGGUUGUUUGUUGGACACCUGGAAAGUGCUGGCGUCCCCAGCUGGACGCCCGAGAAUUCUUUCGGAGUGUAACAUGAAACCGUUUGUAAAAAGUUGUUGCGCACUCUAUUGAAUUACAGAUAAAUCGAGAAAAAAAAACUAAAAGGUCUGCCAAAGCAGAGAGUGUGCAAUUUCAAAGAAAUACAUGUUUUAGAGAAAUUUUUUCUGUAAGCUGAUAGUAGUGCAAGAUCAUUGUACUCACCAUUUCAAUUAAAAAUAGUAACACUCGUAAAUAAAUAAAAAAAUUUUUAGGAAGUUUAUUUGUCUGUUCAACAUCAAUUUCUAGAGCUUAAGUUCCCAAAAACUUGGGCUCAGUUCUAAUAUUCAAAACUCAUUUCUCAACAGUUUCGAACAUUUUCGGAACCUCAAGCCAACAAUUAUGAAGAAUGUCUACCACAAAUGUUUGUUUUUUGAAGUUUAACUGCUACCUUAGACAGAAUUAGGAUUUUUUGUAUUUCAACUUCAGUAUUUUUUUCAAAACGAAGAAAGCUACAGCCUUUUGCGGGAAAAUUUCAUAUCUGAGAAAAAAAAUCUCCUUUUUUGCCAUCAACUGGGCUAUAAUUAGAUGAGAGACAUCAAUCAACGGAAUCUGAAGAUCGUCUGCUAUCACACAUGACAUAACCGUUUCACGCGGUCCCUAUAUGCAGGUGUUAGGCCAAUAACUCGCCCACUGGCUUUCUGCCGCCGUCGCUGUAAUGCUCCAACACAUGAAGCAUCUGUGCGGCCCUCGAAAGAGAUAUUUCGUUUGUGAUCGUCUUGGCGCCGCCGCGGCCGGUUUUGCCAUCACUCUGAUAUUGUGAAUCUCCCAUUUUCUAUCUUUUCUCUACUCCCAGCUGUCUUGAGUGCAGUACUUAGAUCGAGGCGUAUUUACUGAGUUUUCUUUCCUGUGAUAAAUCUGUUCGGUAUCGCCAUGUGAUUCGGCAUGCAGGUGUUGCCACCGCCUAGAAAUCUCCGCGUUUGGCGAUUGCUUAGGAAAAAGACCGUAAGUUUUUUGGGCGGUCAGUGUCGAUCAAAAGAAAACUUUUUAUUUCUUUCAUUCGUUACUCACUCUCGAAAAUGGUCUUUUUUCAGAGCAUCAGCGCCGCUUCAGCUACGCAAGUGCACGCAGAUGUUUCUCCUACAUCAAAGUGAGUCGAAUCAAUCUUCAUUUCGGUUUCAUUUCUGUUCGAUGAAGUGGGUUUUUUUUUUAUUUUCCGCUCUACUCAAUUGCGAAAAAAAAACAAAAACCAAAAAAUCAAAAUCUACAGCGUUGUUUGAAAAUCAGUUCUUCGAGAGUUUUUUUUUGCCGAGAGGUUUUUUUGAAUGGAGUAGUUGAUGCUUGGUGAAGCAAACGUGGUUUUUUUUUGAAGUUGAGAAGAUCUUCAAAAGCUUUGAGAGGUAUUUUAAGAAGAUUAUAUUUUUUUAGUUUUUUUCAAAAAAAGAAAAAGCAAUUUUUUUCAGUAAUACUUUUUGUAGACGUGGUUUUUUUAUUCUCAUUCGAACACUCGAUGAGAAAUUAUUUUGAAAAUCCCAAAUUUCGAAAAAAAAAUUGACCGGCUGUUGGUGGGAUAACAACAGCAGAAAUCAGUUCUGGCGAUUGUUUUUUGAUGCCGACAAGGCGUGGGAUGACGCAAGCGGCCGCCAUGAGAACUUCGAGGAUUUGUCCACAUUCUUUGGGUUUGUAGGUAUGCCCCGUUGGCCGAGCUUCAUAUCGCGUCGCCGCCAAAAAGAACUGCUUCCGCACCGGCCAACAGGUGUGCCGUCCCUUUUAUGACUUUGAAUCUACAAGAAAGACAGUUUAAAAAUUAUUAUUGGAGUAAUCAAAGUUUGACAUACUCCUAAAUUUAAAACUUAGGAAGUUUGCAGUAUUCAUGAAAUGUUCUGACUGAUUCCCAAAAGUUAUCAAACUUUGAAGUAUAACUUAAUUACUAAAAAGUUCCCGCACGUGAGGAAUGGAACGUGAAGUCAUAGAUAUCACUUUAGUAUUUGUUUCAAUAGUUUUUAGCGACAACUUUCCUUAUUUUCUGUGUUUCUGAAAAGUUUUCAUUGGCUAAUCUUCUAAUCAUUCUCAAAGUUUACGUCUGCGUUGAAAGCUUCUUAUCACUUCAUGGAAAACUUCUUAUCAAAGAUUAAUGGAAAAAAGACAAUUAAUUCUCCACUAUUCCACGCGAUGAAAGUUUUGUGUAGCUCACCUUUCCAUUUCAGGAUCGGCAUCAAUGGCGGCCUCGACGCAAAUGGCAACUACGGAAGGGUGAGUCGAGCAAAAAAAUGAACACGAAAUUCGAUUUCCCAAAGCGAAUUUGACCCUCGUAGGACUUGAGAGCUUUCAGAACGCGGCGUCGCAGAACGAUAUUUCGCUGUCUGCUGACACGACGAUUUCCCUUGCCAAGCGCGCCAACAUCGAAACUACCUUAGGGUUGGUUAAUCAUUGAAUUAAGUUUCGAGAAAAAAAAGCGAUAAUUGAAUUAUGUGCCAAGCUUGAGCCUUUUCCUCUCAGUUCUUUUUUUAAUUUUUUUGAUCGAGAUUUUUAAAAAAAUUUUCUUUUUGAAUUUGGAAUAUCAAUAAAAAAAUUGUUCAUUUUUUUGGCCUUCAAAGAUCUGUAGGUUUUAAAAAGCAAGUAUUUCAUGAUCAAGAUUUUCAACGUUUUUUUCUUUCUGAGUAUUUUUGAAAGAUUCAGUUUCAAUCCCUUGAAACAAUCCAGCACGGAUGAUAAAAAUUCGACAGACUAAUAAAUGUCCGCCUUUUAUGUGGUACAAAAUUUUUUUUCAAGAAUUGAGUAUUAAAAUAAAUAUUACAAUAUAGUCACACGUGAUAAGCUGGGUCAAUAGUUGAUAUAUCGGGGAACUUUCGACAAAGUUUCCCGAUAUUUCAUUUUUUAUAUUUUCCUACCAAGCAUUCUCUUAUCGCAAAAAAAUUUUUUUUUGAGGUUGAACGAUUUCCUCGAUGAACAAUAUCGCCCAUCACCUCGACUUCCGCCAGCUCCCGUGCCUGUUAAACAAACGCCCAAACUUGUAGCUCCUAAAGAACCGUAAGACUUGCUUUUUCCAACUGACUAUAUUUUUCGUUUUUAGGUUUUAUUACCCACAAGGCAAACCGGUGCCACAGCUGCAAAACGAUGCCGCACUGCGACGAGUUUGCGAUGUUUUUCGGACUUUGCCUGGUCAAAAGGUUUGAUUGUGACCGCUCGUUCUGAACAAUAUUCCAUGAUUUUUUGAGCGGUGGGAGUGUUGAAAUGAAAAAAAAAAUUCAAUCCAAAAUAAUGAGAAGAAGAUCACCAAAGUUAUCCAGGGCACGUUUGAUUUGAAGAAUUAAAACGGAAUGCUCUUUUUAAAUGAGAUAAGCUCUGAAAAAAGAAAUUGUUUUACUCGAAGUUUCAGAAUUUUUUUCUGUAGUAUGAAAGUUUAAAAAAAUUUCAGUUUUACAUUGAGAGAUAUUGAGAUUCUGACAAUUUUUUUAUUAUCAGUCUCAUUUUGCUUGAAAAACUUUUUUUGAAGCAAUGAUUAUGCAUUAAAAAAACUUUUAGGUUUUUUUCAUUUAAAUUGAAAAAAACUUUUUUUGAUGAGUAUUCAAAAAAAUUCUGAGAAGGAAGAGGUUUUUUUCUGGUGAUUGGUCGGGGAGUUCGAUGCGGUCGAUUCCAAACUUUUCUUGAUAAUAUGUUGAUCGGGGAGUAACUUCUUUAUGAUUUUUUUACAAACAAACACAAAUAACAUAUUUCUCGGGGAUCUCCAAGCAAACUUUUUAUUCUUGAUUGUUAAUUGGAAAAAAAUGUGUUUUAAAAAUUUGCGAGUCUGCGUAUAGUUUUGUAAUACAAUGAACAGCAUGAAAAACGCUACUUUCAAAAAUAUGAUGGAACGGAAAUAGAAAAAAAAAGAAGUGUAGGGUGUCUCGUUUCAGUGCGAACUGGAACACAUGCCAUCUGUCUGCGCCGCCGCCGGCAUCCCUCUCUACUGGAAAAUGCCCGUGUUCAUGGCUAUCACCAACGAAGAGGUGGGUCUUGCCCAAAAAAAAGCCAUUUUUCGAUAUUCCUUCAAAAAUAAUCAUGAAAAAGUUAUACACAAUAUUUUAGAGCACAGUUUGACUGAAAUUUUCUAGGGAAAACGAAAUUUAGUGAAGGGAUGAGUGAAACAAAAAUUAAAAAACAAAUCUUGUUUUGACAAUAAUUGUAGUGCGUUUAAAAAUACUCUUUAUUAAAAAUAACUCUUCUUCUUGAGAUUUUUGCAUAAUAAAUUUUGCUUUUUUUCAAAGUAUAAUUAUCUUUUUUUGUCUGCCAGGAAAAUAUUGGGAAUUUUGAUUCAGAACCGUCCUGCCUCUCAAAUCGACUUCACCUCUUGGUGGAAAGCAAUGACGUCAGUAGCCCACGAUGAAGCUGCCAGGUUUUUUAGCCUUUAUUUUAUAAACAAGAAGUCCAAUUUUCAAGAUUUGUCUACACUUUGACGCUGGGAUCGAGGAGUUUUCUGGUUCCGGAAGACCUGUACCAUUUGGUAAUGGACGUAAUUCACACGCAUCCGGGUCUUGCUUUCUAUAGAGACGCGACCGAGUUCCACGAUAAAUACUGCCAAGUUGUGAGUUAUCUUAUUUUUUUUGUAAACUUCAAGGAUAUUCCAGAUUUCCCUCAGAAUUAUUCAAUUUACUUGAUAAGAUCUCUGUAAAUCUCAAUUUUCCCAGCUUCGUAGUUUUUUGUGUAGGAACGUCUCAAAACAACGGCCAGUCUUACAAAUUCAUAAAAAGCAGAUUUUUGUGGAUUUGUCUCUAAAUAAAGCCAUCGAGAUGCUAUGGUUAAAUGAAUAAAAAGUGCUGACAACCUUUUAAAUCACUUCAAACUUUUUUUCAGAAAAUAAAAUAGAAAAGAUGAUUUUUCUAUUUUUCCAGGUGAUGACAAGGAUAUUUUGGAAUGACGCUAUGUCUUGGUCGGGAAAACUAACAACGGAAAGACUCCGCCGCGGAGGAGUUCUUCAGGCUAUCAGAGACCUAGCCGUCGAAGAUGACAUCAAUAAAAGUUUACGAUACUUCAGGUACGUUUAUCUUAUCUCAAGCCGCCGUUAAUGUGCUCUUGCAGCUAUGAGCACUUUUACGUGGCCUACUGUAAAUUCUGGGAAAUCGAUACGGAUCAUGACUUGAAAAUCAACAGAAAAGACCUCGCUGCACAUGCUGGAGGAGGUUCGGGUUAAAGUUUGCCUUUUCGAAGAAGAAGAAGUCAAAUUUCAGCUCUUGUUCCUCUCGUUGUUGAACGCAUUUUCUCCGGAGCAGUUUGCAUGACUCCUGCAAACGGAGGUCCUCUUGAAGAAAUUGGACUGCCGGAGUUCACCCAAUUUCUUCUGGCUGAGGAAGACAAAACUCAUCCAACCAGGUUCUUUUUGUUUUCAAGGUGGACGCAAUCAAUUAAAAAUCUAUAAAAUUUUGAAAAGUUCUGUUGAACUCAGAAUUAUUCAUAAGAUGAAUCUCGCGAACUUCUUCAAACGUAUAUCAGAAUUUUUCGACGAAAAUGUCUUAUAAGAAAGGUCACUUCACUAAUGAGAACUUUCUGAGAAAUAUCCGAGAUGUUUUCAUGCUGAACAAAAUUUUGAAAGUUAAUUUGCAUAAGUUUUCAAACUUGAGAAGCAGGAAUCAAUUCAAAUCAAAAACCAUCAAAAUCCAUAAAAUUUGAGGUUUUAGGAACGUUUUCUGUUUCUCAAAAAGUAGGAAACGUCUCAGGUUGAGUUUUCUCCAUCUAGCGCAUAAAUCUUUUGAGCUGCUUGUCAGACUUGUAAGGAAAAACGGAAAUUUCUGUAGAAAACUAAUUGAAAACUUGGCUAGAUGUAACAUUUUUCAGUGUUGAGUACUGGUUCCGGAUAUUGGACCUUGACGGAGAUGGGCUUGUCACUCUGUACGAUAUGGAGCUUUUCCAUUCACAAGUGCAGAAGAAACUUGCCAUUGAAGGUAUCGACUCAAUGGCUUUUCCUGAUGUCGCUUGCCAGGUAAAACUUCGUCAUGAAGUUUGGAGUUAAUUUGACGGUUCAGCUCAUCGAUAUGCUCAACGUUGAAGGAGCUUCCGCAUUUAGAUUAAGAGAUCUCAAAAAAUCGCCCUUGCGCGGUCGGUUCAUUAAUACGUUCGUCAACUGGCGCAAGUUCUUCUUGCAAGAGACUAAUGAAGGUUUACUCUAUUACAUUUUCGCCAUUUUGAUCAACUAUUUUGAGGCUCUGAAGCUCCACGAAUUGAGGAUGAAGGUGGUCAGGAGCUGACAGACUGGGAUCGGUCAGUUAAUCUAUCUCAUUGGCACAAAAUCGAAAGAUUUCAGGUACUGCAUCGAAGAAUACGAAGCCAUGAUGGAAGACGAUCAAGGUGAUGCCGAAACGAUGCGAGUUCUUUAUUUAUUUCCCAAAAAACUUAGAAAUUUGUAACUUUCAUAGAAAUAAGUUGUAACAUGUCGGUAGAGAAUUUUUCAAAGAUUUUCAGAUUUUUUGUCUCUUCGAAGUUUCUCUUCAAAUUGAAUAUGCAAAAAAAACAUUUUGAAUUUGACUUUCAUUAGGUCUAAACAAAAAAUGUUGGAUACUCCGUAUUUUCAUGAGAGCGACAUUAGUAGCAAAUAAGGAAAUAAAUUCAACAACUGUCAAUUUUGAAGUUUUUUUUUAACUUUUCGAUCUUUCGGAGCUUUUUCCCUAUGAAUAAAUGAAAAUGUACCGAUCGUGGGAAUAUUUUCAAAAUAUGUCUAAAAAUCAACUACGCUGAUUUUCAAUGUUCUCUUGAUUUCAGUAGCCUCAACUUGGAAGAAGACGAUUCUCGGCCUGGUCUCGCUUACCAUGAUCUUCUGUGA